UUCUCUUUGUUUAGGGAUAUAGUUGUACACUGUGCAGAGAUAAGAAAGCAUCGCUUCACUCAUGUCCUGAACUGCGCCCACAGCUCCAGACGUGGCGGUGAGAUCUAUGAUGGCAUGGGCAUCACAUACAUGGGCAUGGACGCACACGAUUCACCCACAUAUGACAUGAGUGUCAACUUUAACAAAGCUGCUGAAUUUAUACAUACAGCGCUGAAAGAUGGAGGCAAAAUCCUGGUACAUUGUCAUGUUGGAGUGAGUCGAUCAGCAACUAUAGUUUUGGCAUAUCUGAUGCUGAAACAGAACAUGAUGCUGGUGGAGGCAAUCCAGAAAAUAAAAGAGGGAAGAGGCGUCUUUCCCAACCGAAGCUACCUCAGACAACUCAUUGACCUUAAUGUUAAAUGAUACGGCUAGACACUAAACACACAACAGCCAUGAGAGACAAUGAAAAUUAAGCAGACAGGAGAAAUAUGGAUUAAUGUGGGUUUUAUUGGAGCAGAAACUUUA
This is a messenger RNA of Cyprinus carpio (common carp), 504 nucleotides long. RefSeq names its product dual specificity protein phosphatase 26-like. NCBI's taxonomy places the organism in Eukaryota, Metazoa, Chordata, Actinopteri, Cypriniformes, Cyprinidae. The annotation marks the transcript as partial. The record is from RefSeq and is a predicted model, not a curated record. The transcript has 2 exons. Gene Ontology annotation, biological process: negative regulation of MAPK cascade; protein dephosphorylation. Gene Ontology annotation, cellular component: cytoplasm. Gene Ontology annotation, molecular function: protein tyrosine/serine/threonine phosphatase activity; MAP kinase phosphatase activity.